Molecule: messenger RNA, 3396 nt
Organism: Linepithema humile (Argentine ant)
Lineage: Eukaryota; Metazoa; Arthropoda; Insecta; Hymenoptera; Formicidae
Source: RefSeq, a predicted model, not a curated record
CCGGAGCGUCGGGACGCUUCUCCUCGCAGUUACGUCUCGACCGAUCGAUCCGGCAUUCGAUCGAUGGAUCGAUCGUGCCGUGUAUAUCCCUCGCGAAGAGUCAUGCACUCCACCGGAAAUUUCCGUCGACCGGGAUAGCGAAAAUCACACGCGACAAUCUAAUCGUGCGUUCGAGUUGCGUUCGAGGAGAUUCAACGGGUGAUUUUUACUUUUAUCGUUUUCAACUUUGUCAAUAAUAUUUCUCACAUCUUCAUGAAAAUAUGAAUUCCUUACACCGCAGUCUCGGACAAAUCUCGAUACCUGUAUCGAUCUUAUUUGCAUACGCGAGUGAGAUGGAUGCUAUGUUUGAAUAGACGCUUUUGAUGGAUAGCGACCGAGCCUCGUUAAGUUCAGAUAAUCAACGAGUAUUUCAUGUUUUUCAUCGAGCAUGCGAAUGGCGUCAUUAAUCUAAUCAGUUCGAGACAUUUUUAGAAACAGAAAUUUCAAUGCGGAACCGUGAAACGUAUAUCGCGCGGACUGGAGAAACGUAAAAAGACGUAAGGUGCAAAGUAUUGUGAGAAACUGUGCUGCGAUGUCGUCGACUGGUGAAUUUUCAACAUUAUCAAGCGGCGAAGCCACCGGAACCGGCGAGGACUCGUUGCCGAGCUCGCGAGAGGCGACCGCCGAGGCCGCGGGUUCCGGCGGCGGUUUCAUGCCGCUGCGCGAGUUCCUGGACAGAUUCUCACUGCCGAGGGUGGUCAGGGUCGAAGGUGCCGGUGGAAGGCCGAUACUGUUGUACAAGCAACAGCAAAGAUCUCUCAGAGUCACGGCUACGCUGUUGAUGCAUCGUUACCGUCACGAUGUCAAAGUCGGACCGGAAAUAGUCAUCCCGGAAGGCUACCCUGGUUGGUUCUCUGUGGUCUCCAACAACAGCGGCACCGGAAAUGCCAGAGUGUACAGAAGAGUCGGCGCCUUAGUGCGCGCCGGAGUACCGGCGUUUUUGCUCGCAAAACCAUUGAGAGCUUACACGUUGACGCACUCCAAAAUGGAAAAUGGAAACUUGCGCGCUCAUUAUACGAAAACGACGGUGCGCGCCGGUGAGGUCCUGCGACUGACCGCCGUGUUCCAGGACACUCGUCGGGCCCCGGUCGCCACCAACAUGGUCCCUGAGGGCAAAUGCUCGAGAUCUUCGGAGAGGGAUCAGUAUGCCCAGUGCUUGGACUCUCACGGGCACGAGCUGUUCGCGCCGCUCUCGGCCAGAGGCGAAUUCUACGCGACGUGUCAGAGCGGCAGUCUCGACACCGGCAGCGACGCGGUGCUCUACAGGGUUCACCAGCUCGCCAGGAGGGAUCUUCCCUUGAGGGUGCGUCUAGUCGCAGGACCCUUGCCUAUACCGUUGCCGCGAGAUUAUAGUGGCCUGAUGCAACUGGAGAACGCGACCAGAGGACCUAUAGUUCUCGGCUGUGCGGUGCCGCUAAUGCCCGAAAGACCUGUACCUAACACGACGGUACCGGAACUUUUGGAACUCGUCGCUACCGGUCCGACCGCGCCUCGAGUGAAAAGAGCACGAUUGGGAUGUCCUUCCGAAGCGAGACUGCUCGCAUCACCGAAAAUGCAGCGAUUACUCUCAGCUUGCAGAAGAGCUUUAGACCAACGAGCGACCGAGCCUCGAGUCGCCCCGCCAAAACCGGCGUCUAACAAUGGUCAGCUGAAAGAGUUGCACUUGAAGGAGAUCAAAGCGAAGCCCGAGGCGAAGCCGAUACUACAGAGCCUAAAGGAGGGGCUGGAGCACAUCAAGAAAACGACGAUCCGCGAUCGGAGCAACAGCCGCAGUAGCAGUAACAACCACAGCUUUCUCGACAGGAUCUCGAGGAUAGCGCAGGGUGGCAAAAGUAGGAACCCGGCGAAGAAGUCGGCGUCCUUCACGUUCGCCGUACGGCCGGAGAUUGGCAUGCGAUCGCCGGAAAGAUACGCCAGUCUGGAAUCGGAAACGAAUCUGAUGCACGCGUCGCAAAUCUUGUCCAGACAACAGGUGCAACGUUCGGUUUCUACGAGCGUUCUCGAGGUGCAGACAAGUAGCCCGGAUCUGGACCCGCCGUACUCCAAAGUACGAGACAGCCUAACACCGUUGCCGCCCACACCGCCGCCGAAACCGGAAGAGAUCUACGCCGAAAUCUGCGAAUUAGGCGCAAGUCCGUUACGAGAUUCAUCGCAGGCGGAAAAACCGCCACCUUUGGGAAAGAGCGGCACCAGCGAGCGAGACCGGGGUUACGUGAAACUCGCGCAUUCCGAGGUGUCCGACGUGUCGGUGAGCACCGGCGACGACGAGGAGGGCAUUUACAAUACUGUGUGCUGAGUACACGCCUCCGUCCAUCGGUGCUAGAACCAACAUCCGCGGGGAAUCGUCUGCGGCUCAACGAUAACUGACUUCAGGGUCGACCGGAACAAAUUACGUGACGUGUAAGGAGUCGAGAGGUCGCGGGAAUUCUCCGGCGCGGCUGCGGAUAUCGAUAAACGUCUACAAGUUCGAGCGGCACUGACGAACGUUUAUCUUGCAAAGAUUGUUUGGGGAUCUCUAACGUCAGAAUAGUCGAGCCAGUAUUCUUAUAAAUAUUUUUUCGCGACAAGAAUGUAAAAAUCAAAUUUAUCAUCAUCGAUCAAAACCUUACUUUAUUUUUACACGCAAGAUUGUAAAUUGUGUCUAAUGUAAAGAUCGUGUAUACGUAAAAUUAUUUUCCUGAGUAGCUGCCGACUCUCGAUCCAUUGUAAAGGAGGAUAACAGAUGAGGAGAUAUGAUGCGUUUUCCCGGUUGGAGAAGAAACGCGGAGAGACGGAAGUAGCGUAUCGAUCGCGUCCGCGAGCGAGUUGACGAAGAUCGGAAUUUACGGCCCGAUUCAUCGUCGAGGAACUUACUCAGUCGGCGAUUUCUUUCGCCGCGGGAGAAGAUCCGGACGUCGGGGAGUCGCCGACGCGAACGCAAACGUCCACCACGGGGUAUCGCGCGGAUCCGCGCGCGCGUACAGAAUGAUUUACAAGGCUGUUGACCGAGGAAAAUGAUCCCGUAAUUACGGGCCCCGGUGCAUGCUGCUGCAGCGGAUGUAGCGGGGCACGCCGACCGGGGAUAGCACGCAGAAGCGCUUCUUCGUGGCUUCCGUCAUUAGAGAAUCUGUCGUCUCGCGAGAGGCGUGUUAAUAGUAGCGAGCUCCGCGAUCAUCUCGGCCGCUGAGUGACAUUGAUGAAAAAGACGCCGGCUCAGAAUUGGCUUCGCUCAAAAAAUAUCCGCCGAUCCGUCGGAUUCGCCGUUGCAAAUUAUUAUCGAUCAUGUUUCAGUAGUGGAGCAAAUUCCAAAAUUCAAUAUAUCUGAGAUUUUUUACUACUGAAAAUUUAAUCGAUUAUUUGAUUUGAAAAUAUCUCACU